Molecule: messenger RNA, 1953 nt
Organism: Oncorhynchus keta (chum salmon)
Lineage: Eukaryota; Metazoa; Chordata; Actinopteri; Salmoniformes; Salmonidae
Product: charged multivesicular body protein 5-like
Exons: 8
Coding region: 104-766 (220 amino acids)
Biological process (GO): vesicle budding from membrane; late endosome to vacuole transport via multivesicular body sorting pathway
Cellular component (GO): multivesicular body
Source: RefSeq, a predicted model, not a curated record
CCGCAGCUUCCGGGUGUGUUCAGCGGUGGUUUAUAUAUAUAUAUAUUGAUGCAUUGUGUUUUAUGACAGGUUAAAAGGCUUCUGGGAGUUAUAUAUUGUCAAAAUGAAUCGAAUAUUUGGUCGGGGAAAACCCAAAGCACCUCCUCCUAAUCUAUCGGACUGCAUAGGAAAUGUGGAUGCCAGGGCGGAGUCUAUGGAUCAGAAGAUCUCCCGUCUGGACGCUGAACUGAUUAAGUAUAAAGACCAAAUGAAGAAGAUGAGAGAAGGACCCUCUAAGAACAUGGUGAAGCAGAAAGCUAUGAGGGUUCUGAAGCAGAAGAGACAGUAUGAGGGCCAGAGAGACCAGCUGGCUCAGCAGUCCUUCAACAUGGAACAGGCCAACUACACUAUACAGUCCCUCAAGGAUACCAAAACUACAGUGGAGGCUAUGAAGAUUGGAGCUAAAGAGAUGAAGAGAGCUUACAAGGAUGUGAAGACUGAUCAGAUAGAAGACCUACAGGAUCAGCUGGAGGAUAUGAUGGAGGAUGCCAACGAAGUUCAGGAGUCUCUGAGUCGCAGCUACGGAACUCCUGACAUAGAUGAGGAUGACCUGGAAGCAGAGCUGGAUGCCCUAGGGGAUGAGUUGUUGCUGGAUGAUGACAGUUCCUACCUGGAUGAGGCUUCCUCUGCCCCCUCCAUCCCAGAGGGCAUACCCAACGACAGUAAAACCAACAAGGAUGGCGUUCUGGUGGAUGAGUUUGGUCUGCCACAGAUCCCUGCUACAUAAAACUACAGAUCCCUGCUACAUAAAACUACAGAUCCCUGCUACAUAAAACUACAGAUCCCUGCUACAUAAAACUACAGAUCCCUGCUACAUAAAACUACAGAUCCCUGCUACAUAAAACUACAGAUCCCUGCUACAUAAAACUACAGAUCCCUGCUACAUAAAACUACAGAUCCCGGCUACACUUUUAUAUGUAGAGUAACAUUUCUACAUUACAAUGAUCUGACCUGAGAACAGGUUACAUAACUUACUACCACUGUAUUACUAAGGUAUUGAUGCUGUUUUGGAGAUGAGUUUAUAUUGUUACCGGUAGGGUUUACAUUUAUCUAAAGCCAUCCCUUUAAACUUGGUGUACCUUUAAUUAGAAUGUUCUCAACAGACUCAGUGGAAUAUACGGAGAGAAGGUUCAGAGUAUUAGGGAUCAAUGACAGGAAGCCAUGGAAAUACAUACAUUUCUUUCAUUUCUUGUAUAUUAUUUAGGGUUAGGUAAAGUAAAAUCAGGUUUGGAGUGCCUUUACGCACUAAAUAUAUUGGUGAAUCAAAACUACAGUGGUUUGAUUCAUCCUAAAAGUUGUCAUAUUCAGUAGUUCAAUCCAUGAAGUAUUGGAAGGGGAGAAAAGUGUACAGUAGGGGUUGGCCAGUAGUCCUUUAAAACUAUCCUGAUAAUCAUCACUAAUCGUGGAACUGUGAUGACAACGGUCCAGUCGUCUUGAACCGUGCACCAGGCUCCAGGUAUCGACUGCUAUGUGUGGUCUGCGUUCCAUAAUGAUUCACGUCAUAUAGGCGAAAUGACCACGGGGGGUAGGGGACAUGCCCCCCCCCAACAUUCAGAACAGGUCAAUUCGUGUCACCCCCCCAACCCCCAAUCAUUUCUUUAAAUAAAAAAUAAAUGAUUCCAGGCAAUGUUUUUUUUUUUAAAUCGCCCUUGAUUCAAAUAGGCUACAGGUCCGAAAUUAUUGCACAACAUUAGCUUAAUAUGAUCCACUAUUGCUAGCGUCCCUCAGGAACAACCACACCAACACGACCGAGAGAAAGGUCCACUAACAAUGGAAUGGAAUGUGUCAGGAAACUAACACUAAAGAGACAGUUUUACAUGUACACUACCGGUCAAAAGUUUGGGGUCACUUAGAAAUGUCCUUGUUUUUUAGAGAAAAGCACAAUUUUGGUCCAUUAAAAUUACAUAAAAUUGA